AUGGAGACGGCUCGGUGGGGAGAUGAGACUUCCAUGGAUUGUAACCAGUGUUUGAAGCUGGUUAAAUACCAAGAAGCCGGGCUCGGUGGUCCAAGUUGGUUUCGGGAGUCUGCACAAACUUCCCAUGGCUCAAUUCAGAGGGUCGCCUUGGGCCUCGAGGCCUCCGACAAGCCGCUUAUUUGGGUGGUGAGAGGUGUUCGUGGAAAUGAUUCACGAGGCUGUGGGGGGAUUUUUGACGCAUUGCGGCUGGAAUUCUUGCUUGGAGGAGUGAGUGCGGGGAUGCCGAUGAUCACUUGGCCGAUGUACGCCGAGCAGUUUGAUAACGAGAUGUUGAUGGUGGAGGUGUCGAAGGUUGGGGUUGGGGUGAAGGAAUUUGUAUCGGUUGAUAAGGAUAGCAGGGUGAUGGCGCGGGAGGAGAUAGGGAGGGCCGUAGGGAGGAUGGUGGAUGAGGGAGCGAAGGCCGAGGGGGUGAGGAUGAGGGCAUGGGAUCUAGCGGAAAUGGCGAGGAUAGCAGUGGAGGAGGGUGGGUCGUCGAAUUUUGGAAUGGAGGAGCUCAUCCAGGAGUAG
Molecule: messenger RNA, 567 nt
Organism: Elaeis guineensis (African oil palm)
Lineage: Eukaryota; Viridiplantae; Streptophyta; Magnoliopsida; Arecales; Arecaceae
Product: anthocyanidin 3-O-glucosyltransferase 4-like
Source: RefSeq, a predicted model, not a curated record